AUGAUUUUCAAAAGGUUUUUGCAAAGUGCUAGCAGGAACGUUGCACUUGCCUUCGACAUUGAUGGUGUUCUUCUUAGGGGUAAGAACCCAAUUCCAGGUGCGGGAGAGGCUCUUAGACUAUUGAACCAGAGCAAGAUCCCAUACAUUCUAUUAACCAAUGGUGGUGGUUAUCUCGAAAAAGAACGUACAGAUUUCAUUUCUAAGGUACUUAAUGUGGAGAUUUCUCCCUUGCAGAUAGUUCUUAGCCACACGCCCUACAAGGCCUUGGUGAACAAAUAUGAAAGAAUUCUUGCAGUGGGUACUGAAAACGUCAGAAAAGUAGCAGAGACCUAUGGUUUUAAAGAUGUCGUUCACCAAACUGACAUCCUUCGUUACAACCGCGCCAUUGCACCUUACAGUGGUAUAAGUAAUGAACAGUUACAACAGUACUCAAAGGUUAUUCCCAACAUUGCCGACAAGAAAUUUGAUGCCGUUCUGGUAUUCAACGAUCCCCAUGAUUGGGCUGCUGAUAUUCAAGUUAUUUCCGAUGCACUAAACAGUAAGGAUGGGUAUUUAGAUACUGUCAGAAGCUACAAAGAUUCUAAACCAUCCAUUCCAAUCUACUUCUGCAACCAAGAUUUGCUUUGGGCAAGUGAAUACCAUUUGAACCGUUUUGGACAAGGUGCAUUCCGUUUAAUAAACAGGCGACUAUACGCUGCAUUGAAUGACGAUUUACCACUGACGGAUUAUGCUAUCGGUAAACCAACAAAGUUGACAUACGAUUUUGCCCAUCAAGUAUUGAUAGACUGGCACAGAAAGUUGAUUAACAAUGAUACCUCGUCACUGGAACAAAGACUACCACCACUAGGUGUUACACCGGAAAACUCGCCAUUCCAAAACGUUUACAUGGUUGGUGACAACCCGGCCAGUGAUAUAAUCGGUGCCCAGCGUUACGGCUGGAAUUCAUGUCUUGUCAGAACAGGUGUCUACCAAGAUAGUACCCCAUUAGGCGAAGUUAAACCAACAAUGAUCGUCAACAACGUCUACGAUGCAGUUCGUAGAGUGGUCGACCAAUUAUGA
Messenger RNA from Zygosaccharomyces rouxii, 1059 nucleotides. RefSeq lists its product as uncharacterized. NCBI's taxonomy places the organism in Eukaryota, Fungi, Ascomycota, Saccharomycetes, Saccharomycetales, Saccharomycetaceae. Gene Ontology annotation, biological process: glycerophospholipid biosynthetic process. The record is from RefSeq and is a predicted model, not a curated record. Gene Ontology annotation, cellular component: mitochondrion. The transcript has a single exon. The coding region runs from base 1 to 1059 and encodes 352 amino acids.